Molecule: messenger RNA, 2094 nt
Organism: Anolis sagrei ordinatus
Lineage: Eukaryota; Metazoa; Chordata; Lepidosauria; Squamata; Anolidae
Gene: ZSWIM1
Product: zinc finger SWIM-type containing 1
Molecular function (GO): zinc ion binding
Source: RefSeq, a predicted model, not a curated record
CGGGUCUCGUCAGAGGCGGCGCCGCGACUGAGAGGAACCAAGAUGGCGGCCGCGGCAAGCGCGAACGAGCUUUUGCCCUGCGAUGACCCCUGAACCUGGUAGCAACAACAGCACGACCACCAACCGUGUCCCCGGCGGGUCUUCCGAGAAGAGAGUGAGCGUGAGGGCAGGUGUGGGAGCCAUGGCCCUUGACGCCGUGAGGGAGCUGCUGAGCAUCGACCGGGACUUGCUGGUGUCUUACCAGGUGGACAAGAAUCAGCAGCUGGAGUCGAUCAGCUUCCAGACCCCGCUCAUGAGGAACGUCUUCCUGAAUCACCCGGAGGUUGUGCUGAUUCACCGCACGCACAGCCCCUGGGGCAAAGCCCUCUACGUGUUCAUCGUGGACAAGGCCUUCCUGAAGCUGGAGGGAGAAAUGACCAAAGUGAUCCACUUUGCGAUCCCCAUCAAGGAGUCGGCCAAAGGGCUGGCUCAGAUGUGCCGCACCUUCAAGGCCUUCAACCCGGAGUGGAAGCAGGUCAAGACUUUCCUGGUGGAUCCGCGAUUCCGGUUGGCGCCGACCCUGUUGGAGGCCUUCCCCUCGGCCGACGUCCAGCUGUCCGUCUUCCAUAUUUGCAAGCACUUCCAGCACAAGAUCCACCAGGUCCCCCUGGAGUUCCACACGGAGAGGCUGAUCCUGAGCGCCCUGCGGAAUGCAAUGUGUGCCCCCAGCAGGAGCAACCUGGGGAAGAUGCACACCAUCCUGAGUGACUUUGUCAAGCCCAACCUCUUGCCCCAGAUUCACAGAGACUGGCUGCUCAACGACAAGAUCUGGGCCUUCCACCGCUGGAGGACUUGGCGAGAGUGCAGCCAGUAUUUCAAAGACCUGGAGGUGGUCACGCGCAGCCUGAGCCAGGUCUUCUGCAUGGGGCCUUCCCUGGAGACCUGCGUCGUCAGCAUCGCCAGGAGUUACCACAAGAGCGUCCUGGGGAGAUCCACAGAGGCUGCCCCCAGCCCAGCCCCCCGGCUCAGUCAGAACGGCUCUCCCAAUCACUCCCUGCUUCCCCAGGACUCUCCUCCCGCAACACAGCAGGAAGGUACUGCAAGGGCCAAUGGAACUCUCUCUCCGGACGACGCAGCUAGCAAGCACGAGGCGGCAGACUUGGCCCUCAGGCGGUCCUUGGCAGACAUCUGCACCGAGUCGGCAGCCAGGCUGUGCUUGAAUGAGCUUGCGGUGGUCCAGAGCUCUGUGCAGCUGAUGGGGACUGAUGAGGACGUGGUGAACAUCCAGAUCCUGGAAGACACCCAGGUGGUGCGCCACCAGCGCCUGAGCUCCUCCUGCGCUUGCCACUUCAGCCAACGGUUCCAGCUGCCUUGCAGGCACAUCCUGGCCAUGCUGAACUCGGAAGGGAAGGACCUGGAGCCCGAGUGGGUCCCUGCUCAGUGGCGCAAAGGGCACGCGGCUUCCCAGCAGGAAGAGAACGGCACAGAGGGGCUCCUGGAAGUCGUCGGGAGUUCGUGGGACGGGCUGCUGGACAAGUACCUGGCCGUGUCGUUCCUGACUGCAGAGAUCAGCAGACUGUUGGGCCAGUGCAGCCAGGAGGAGUUUGACCGCAGGUACAGCACCCUCCGUGAGCUGGCCGACAGCUGGAUUGGACCUUAUGUGCAGGUGAAGUUAUAGCAGAGGCCCAGGCCAGGGAGGGGGCCCUUCUGCCCUAGUUCUUCCCCAUAAGGGGGUGCGUCCCAGCCAGUGGGGUCCCAUAGACGCGCCAGAAAGGGGCCGGGAAGAGUUGUGGCACCCCCGACCCCCUUCUUUGUUGAGAGUGCUGUAGGGGGCACGUGGCUGCAGGGAGUGCCUGCCCUUAACUGCUGCCAAUGGGUUUGGGUGCUCUGCGGCCUGAGCUCAAGCUCUCUCUGCACAGUAAGGCCAGCAGAGUUGGUGCACCUUAGUUCCUUUCAAUGGAGAGAGCGGCCUGGCACCCCUGUGUCAUUCCCUUUCCACUGACUCCCUCAUCCCUUUCUGUUAUUAUUGAAGUGGAAGCCGCCUUCCAACAUACACAAUGACUUUUUCUCCCGUUGGCUCUUAAUAAAUGGGUCUUCUUUGUUUGACACCCUCGA